Messenger RNA from Setaria italica (foxtail millet), 1759 nucleotides. Its product is annotated as serine/threonine-protein kinase RIPK. Gene Ontology annotation, molecular function: ATP binding; protein kinase activity. Gene Ontology annotation, biological process: protein phosphorylation. The record is from RefSeq and is a predicted model, not a curated record. Bases 62 to 1339 code for a protein of 425 amino acids. The transcript is spliced from 5 exons. NCBI's taxonomy places the organism in Eukaryota, Viridiplantae, Streptophyta, Magnoliopsida, Poales, Poaceae.
GCCAAAGCAGCUGGUGAGCGGCCGGGAACCCGACCGGGGCGGGACACGAAGCGAACGCGGCAUGGCGAGGGCGGGGUGGGGCUCGCUCUUCGGCUGCUUCGGCUCCUCCUCCCACGGGAGCAAGAGCAAGAGGAGCAGCAGGAAGAAGAAGAAGAAGAGCAAGCAGCCCAAGGUGGCGGCGGCGGCGGGUGGGAGCGGCAGCGGGAGCGGGAAGCCGAGGUCGCUGCAGAGCCGGCUGUCGUUCACGGAGCUGAGCGGGAUGGUGUCGCCCGAGGACCUGUCGCUCUCGCUCGUCGGCUCCAACCUCCACGUCUUCAGCAUCGCCGAGCUCCGCGCCGUCACCCGGGACUUCUCCAUGACCAACUUCAUCGGCGAGGGCGGGUUCGGCCCCGUCUACAAGGGCUACGUCGACGACAAGACCAAGCCGGGACUGCGCGCGCAGCCCGUCGCCGUCAAGCUGCUCGACCUCGAGGGCGGCCAGGGGCACACCGAAUGGCUGACCGAAGUCAUCUUCCUGGGGCAGCUGCGGCACCCUCACCUCGCGAAAUUGAUCGGCUACUGCUACGAGGAAGAGCACAGGCUGCUCGUCUACGAGUUCAUGACCAGGGGCAGCCUGGAGAAACAUCUCUUCAAAAAGUACGCGGCGUCGUUGCCAUGGUCAACACGGCUGAAGAUCGCCAUUGGCGCUGCCAAAGGGUUGGCCUUCCUCCAUGAAGCCGAGAAGCCGGUCAUCUACCGGGACUUCAAGACCUCCAACAUCCUGCUCGACUCGGAUUACAAGGCCAAGCUGUCGGAUUUCGGGCUCGCCAAGGACGGGCCGGAGGACGACGAGACGCACGUCUCGACGCGAGUCAUGGGCACGCAGGGCUACGCCGCGCCGGAGUACAUCAUGACCGGCCACCUGACGGCGAAGAGCGACGUGUACGGCUUCGGCGUGGUGCUGCUGGAGCUGCUGACGGGGCGGCGGUCGGUGGACAAGAGCCGGCCGCCGCGGGAGCAGAGCCUGGUGGAGUGGGCCCGGCCCUACCUGACGGACGCGCGGCGGCUGGACCGCGUCAUGGACCCCAACCUGGCGGGCCAGUACUCGGCCCGCGCCGCGCAGAAGGCCGCCGCGGUGGCGCACCAGUGCGUCAGCCUCAACCCAAAGUCCCGCCCCCACAUGUCCGCCGUCGUCGACGCGCUCGAGCCGCUCCUCGCGCUCGACGACUGCCCCGUCGGGCCCUUCGUCUACGUCGCGCCGCCGGAGGAUAACAGCAACAACGACAAGGGGAGCUCCGGCAGACGAGGCCGGAGGAAGUCCAGCGAUGGUGCGGCGGCGGCUGUCGUGCGGCCGGAGUAGCUAGCUAGGGAGAAAUCCAUGGAAGUGCAGCAGAUGAUUUGGGUUUGCAUUGCUCGCCCCUCCUCCUGUCUCUGGAUUGUUGCAGCUGGCUGAGCUACCGAUCAAGCAGCGCUAGUGGGUCGGUGUAACACGUAAUCGAAGCAGGUUGAGUUUGGCAUGAAGAUGGAGUACCUCCAAGAGGGGUUUUGAAGAGCGUGCACUGUACAUAGGAUAGGAGUAGAGUAUAUCACACUUACAUGUUCACUUUUGUCAGGGUUUGGGGAGAUAUGGCUAUGGAUGAUGGAGUAUAAAAUAGUUAAAUAUAUAGUGGAAAAAAUAAUGUUGGAGGAGUUGAGGCCCACUCCGAUCCAAGUGUACUGACAUAUUCCUUCCACUUUUGUAUGUAUGGUCCAGAAGCUAGUAUGGGCCUAGUUUGUCUCA